Molecule: messenger RNA, 1520 nt
Organism: Ictalurus furcatus (blue catfish)
Lineage: Eukaryota; Metazoa; Chordata; Actinopteri; Siluriformes; Ictaluridae
Exons: 4
Coding region: 1-798 (265 amino acids)
Biological process (GO): complement activation, classical pathway; B cell receptor signaling pathway; innate immune response
Cellular component (GO): immunoglobulin complex, circulating; external side of plasma membrane; blood microparticle
Molecular function (GO): immunoglobulin receptor binding; antigen binding
Source: RefSeq, a predicted model, not a curated record
AUGCAAAUCUCCCCACCCUCAGACAGAUAUAAAUACACUGCAAGUACACAGCAGUCUCUGUGUUUGGUCGAGUACAGCAGAGGAAUCAUGAGCUGGCCUCUUCUUCUUCUGAUAUCCUUUGUGCUCUAUGUGCAUGGCAUCAGUCUGACCUCAUCUCCUGCUGAGGUUAAACCUCCCGGAGCCUCAGUGAAGUUGUCCUGUCAGAUUUCUGGCUAUGCCCUCACUAGCUACGGCACAAGCUGGAUCAGACAGUCUCCAGGAAAAGGCUUGGAGUGGAUCGGGAUCACAUGGGGUGGUGGAGGCAUAGCCUCUGGAGCUUCCUUUAAAACUCGCUUCAGCAUCUCCAGAGACACGAGCAACAAUAGAGUUCUCAUUAGUCCUCCUUCAACACAAACGUUUGCUUCAGCUCCACUGCUACUGCUGGCUCUCGCCCCCUAUGUGUUCUGCGCUACUGAGCUCACCCAGCCAGACUCAGUGGUUAUAAAGCCAGGAGAGACUUUAACCAUCACCUGUAGAGUGUCUGGAGCUUCUAUCACUGAGAGCAGCAGCCACUAUGGAACAGCUUGGAUUCGAAAACCUGCAGGAAAAUCUCUGGAAUGGAUCAACAUAAUUGAUAAUGAUGGGGAUAUUUACAAGGAGGAUUCACUUAAAGACAAGUCUGUCAUCUCUCGUGACACUUCCAGUAACAAUGUGACCUUACAGGGACAGAACAUGCAGACUGAAGACACAGCUGUGUAUUACUGUAUGACACAACAAGCUGCAGUGUUACACAAAAACAUCUUCAUCACAACAUUAUAAACACUUCAGCCUAGACACUUAGAUAAUCAUUUACCAAAAACGAAUAGAAACCUAUACUCAGUGCAUAGUUAUUGAGAAUAUAUUAUUUAUCUUCUUUAGCUAUUAUAAAUGAAAAGCAUCUGAAUGUCUAGGUAACAUUCCACUUGCUUCCCAUGUUUGAAAGUAGUUUCUGAUAUUCAUACAGUUGAAUUUAAAUGGUACUCACAAUAACUGGCUUUCAAAUUAAACGAUAACUCUAAUUUAAAAAAAUGUUCCUUAAUGACUAAUUCCUGAUAUUGAUUUCAAUUCACAACGCAUAUGAGAGCAUUAUUAGAGGAUGAAGGCACUUCUGCACAUGCUACUGUAAUGAAAGCAAUGAGCUGCUUUAAGUGAGAAUGCGUCACAUCACCCUGCCCUUGAUUAUUUUCCUAUAACAGUAUGCCCCCAAGUGUUUUAUUCCUUACUGAAUCUGUCACUGAGCUCCUCUGCUUCUGUUGUAGUUUAGGUAAAGGUCUGUGUAACCUUAAGAAUCUCUAACUGCUCAUUAAUACACAUUCAGCUUCUCUCUCCUCACAGACUGCAAUGAUUCACCAUCAUCUCACUCACAUUAAACAACUGACAGAUAAUUUAUCUUUGUUGCUAACAUUAUCAUAGUAUUACUAUAUAUUUAAUUACACUACUCUGCAAAGGUAAUAAUAAAUAACUCUAAAUGUUAUACAUUAUAUCAUCAUUCACAAAGCUUU